Molecule: messenger RNA, 6007 nt
Organism: Haliotis rufescens (red abalone)
Lineage: Eukaryota; Metazoa; Mollusca; Gastropoda; Lepetellida; Haliotidae
Product: ubiquitin carboxyl-terminal hydrolase 3-like
Exons: 16
Coding region: 193-1875 (560 amino acids)
Biological process (GO): protein deubiquitination
Cellular component (GO): cytoplasm
Molecular function (GO): zinc ion binding; cysteine-type deubiquitinase activity
Source: RefSeq, a predicted model, not a curated record
GUAAAGCUUGAAUUUUGUGUAUUCAUGGGCGACAGACUAUGGAGGCAGAAGGGGAGUCAAUGUAAAAUUUAUUAUUGCGUUUCUCGUCAAUACCCUGGCCUCAGAAACAAAUUUUCACCCAUAAAAUUUACGAAUGGUCAGACAAGGCCUUUCUUAUCGGCCUUAGCCUGCGUAAUUUCUCCUUGUUUGUAGAUGGAGUGUCCACACUUGGAAGAAAGCGCAAGAAUAACCACAGCGCCCUCUGUGAAAUGUGAAAAUAAUCCAUCAGAAUUUUCUUGUUCGGUUUGUCAGACAGGGAAGAGUCCCUGGAUCUGUCUUGCUUGUGGUGAAGUCAACUGUGGCAGAUAUGUGAAUGCUCAUGCCAAGCAGCACUUUGAAGAUGCCAACCCUGCUGUUCCCAAUCAUGCAGUCUGCAUGGACUGUCACAAUCAUAUGGCAUUCUGUUAUGUCUGUGAUGAGUUCGUGAUCAAUGACACAGAAUCUGGACAUCUAGAGAAACUCAGGAAACACUUAGAAUCUCUUUCUAGAUUAGCCUCUCAGUCUCAAAGUGCUCAAAAUUUCCGAAAAGAAAUACGGAGGAGGGAUUCAACAGGGUCAAUAGAAAAUGUCAGGAAAAAAGCGAAAAAGGAUGACAAGUCGUCCCGACCAAGAUCCUCAGGUUUGCGGAACCUAGGAAACACAUGCUUUAUGAAUGCUGUUUUACAGUCACUUAGUAAUAUACAACAGUUCUGUGGGUAUAUAAAGCAGUUACCUUCUCUAGAAGACCAAGUGUGUAAGAGAAAAUACAACCACGCGAAGAAAACCCGGGAGACAGGAGAAAACAUCCUUCUGAUUGAGGAACUGCGAAAAACAUUAUGUGCUCUCUGGCAGGGCACCAAGGCUGCCAUUUCUCCAGAAUCACUCUUCACAGUCAUCUGGAAGGUGGUGCCACGCUUCAGAGGCUACCAACAGCAGGAUGCCCAUGAGUUCAUGCGGUACUUACUGGACCGACUUCACACGGAGCUGCUGCAACUCCUUCCCUACCCAAACAACAACAGCCCCUACAUUGGACCCAAGGGCAAGAGCACCAUUGUCACAGCCAUCUUUGGAGGGUUGCUGCAGAAUGAGGUCAACUGUCUUAUAUGUGGGAUGGAAUCCAAAAAACAUGACCCUUUCCUAGACCUUUCCUUAGAUAUCCCAUCCCAGUUCUGUACAAAAACAACAAAACCUAAAGAAGGAGAACCCAUGUGUACAUUGUCAGACUGUCUGUCCAGCUUCACCGAUGUGGAGGAACUAGAGGAGUCGGAGCUGUACAUGUGCAGCAACUGUAAAAUGAAACAGAGGUCCACUAAGAAAUUCUGGAUCCGCAGGUUGCCAAAUGUAUUAUGUCUACAUCUGAAGAGAUUUCGAUGGAGUACAUACUGUCGAGUGAAGUUGGAGACCUAUGUUGACUUCCCUCUCCGAGGACUUGACAUGAACAGAUAUGUGUUGAACACACUGCUUAAACCGUCUUCUGAUAAUGCCAAAGAUGUUUCUGCUUGGAAUGACCCUGGUAUUGAAGAAUCGCCAACCACAAGUAACGUUAGCGAUACACAGAUUGUUUCGCAUGGCGCACCUGACAGUGAAAGACUGAGAAAGCAUGAAACACGAGGUAGUUGUGCUGGAAGCAACAUGUAUGACUUAGCAGCAGUCAUUGUACACCACGGGUCUGGGGCUGGGUCAGGCCACUACACAGCUUAUGCUAUCCAUGAUGGACAGUGGUAUCACUUCAAUGACAGCACAGUGACAGCAUGUGAUGAGGAAACUGUAGCUCGCUGUAAAGCCUACAUCCUGUUCUAUGUCCGACGAGAAAUCAAGCUGCCAGACUAUCUGCUGAAUGGCAGUGCCAAUAACUAGUUCCCAUGACAACGGGUGUGUGGCCUAUGUUGGAAGGAUGUGUUUCUGCACAGUGGAAUGCUGGAAUUACCUGAUCAAGGAAAUAUGACACCAAAACUCUUAUCUGACUUUUCACUCUCUGCUAAUGUUCACAUGAGUAUCAUGUUUUCUUGAGUAUAGUGCACAUAUUUUGCCCCGAAAAUACAGCCUUGUAGGGGGGAUGCGCAUAAUUUCAACAAAAAUUAUGUUUUAUAAUAAUAUUGGGUCUUUUUAACUGAAUCCCUGUACAUCUGGGAGAAAAUCUUUAUAGAGCUGAUCACUAUUUCUGGCUUAUUUUACCAAGAAAAUUACACACAGUUAUUUUGAUCUCUUGUUAUAAAACAAUGCUUAGCAAUGCAGAAAAAAUACAAUUAAAAUUGUAAAUCGUCAUGUCAAGUGAACAAGUUUGUUGUCCCCUCUUCAUUCACCUGAAGCGAUACAAUGUACUUUGACUGUGCACAGAUUAUGAAAGGGCAAUUUUUUCUGAAACUGGUACCCCAAAAUGGGGGUUGCGCUUUAUGCCCAAGUGUGCACUAUACACAAAAAAAUAUCGUAUUGUUUAAUUCAGACCUCAAUUGUCACCAAACUGGUGAAAAUAUUGGGGGGAGGUGUUAUGUCAUCUCAAAAUGAUAGUUACUGUGAAGUUCCGUUCUAUUUGGAUAUAAGCAUGUAAGUCUUUCUGUGCCCUCAAGCCUAUAUAUAUUCCACUACAAUACUGUGAUACAAAACACCUCCCCAACCCCCUCAACACUGACCACCUUAUAUGGUCCAACAGGUCAGAUUUACACUAGAUAUCCAAUUGCCAUUGAAAUGUGCUAUCUUUGAGAAUUAUGUGUUCUGUGUAAAGUGGUGUUUGUGUCAUCUUGUCUUCAACCCUGGCACAGUAGGGAAAGAACGGUGACUUCAUGUGUGAUCUAUGCUGUGGUAUUGCUGUGAUGAUCACACUGGCUUAUUGAUGCCAUGCUGGUUUCCAUGACAACACAUGUAAUCUCUUCAUUCCUUGCUUUGCUGGCCAUCGCAUUCAGUUACUGAAACAUCUCUGCAAGAGACUGGCAGGUACUAUCAAAGACCAUCUUCGUGCAAAUGCCUGUUCCAUAUAUUCUCUAUGUGGUCACAAGGAAUUGAUAAUGUAUAUUGGAUAUGCUUAUCUGUCAUGGUGAAGCAAUGCCUAUAUCUAAAGUUCAGAUCACCACCCUGUUACGCAGGUCAGACAUCAGAUCUGUACCGGACCAAGUCUAUUGCAUUUGUAUUGGAAUAGUGAGUGGUUAUCUUGCAGCUUCAGCUAGAGACCUCCCUACAGUUAAAUGGCCAGCACUCCAUUCCACAAAGCGAUGUUAGCAAUAUAACUAUUGUAAAUCUAUGUUAAAGGGUGGUAGUUAUGAUUACCAAAGGGCGAAGAUCGCUAUGUGGAAUGGGGCUGUGCAUGGUCUUCAUUCCAUGAAGCUAUCUUUAUUUCACUACUAUCAUAAACAUGGUAAGGUAAAGCGAUUUUGAAAGUUGUUGCUGGAUUGAUACAGGCAGUUUUGGAAAGAAGAUAAGGUCUUUGUGAUGGUGAUCCGAUCAAUGAAUUUACCAUAAGUAAUUACUUUGUGUUGUGUCCUUCAAGGCUGUUUACUUAAGAGAUGUCUGUUAUGUAAUUCAGUUGCGGUUGGUAGUGCAGUCUGUUAGUGCUAUGUUGUUUCAUGGGCAUGUUCUGGUAAAGUUGUAAAUUUGUUUCAAGUCCAAUCUCUAAGUUAAUUUGAUAAGCACAAGCUUUUGCACAGAGUUGAACUCUUGUUAAAGCAUUGUUGUUGAAAGGUUGAAGUUCGAAUGAUAUCAUUAAGCCUGUGAAGCUAGGCUUUAUUUCAGUAACUAUGGCACUGUAGCCAUUCAGCAGCUAUAGUUGUAAGCACAUCAUCAAAUGGCAUUUAUUUCCUCUUUCAUUUAGUUAUCAGUUUAUCUUUAACGUUUGCUAUUUGUUCUUUUCAGACAAUAGUGUUGGUUUUUACUGGUAGUUCAUAUAUGCUAUUUAUGAUGUUAGUUUUUAACAUUGCAACAAACUGUGUCCAACUAUAUUGACUACCUCUUUUUAGUGCUUAGAAACAAAGAUCUUUAUUUUGUUUAAGAUAUAUUGACUGAUGGGGGGCUGAAAUUGAUACAGAAGCAAGAUUGUCGGGUGUGAUAGUUCAAUAUUAGACUGACCGACAGUUGCUGUACACAACUUAACUCUUAAUGAUAGUUCAAACAUUGCAUUGUCAGUUUCUUAUUAAUAAUUAAAAACUAAUAUAUUAUGUUACGUAUAAUUCUCGAGUUAAUGUUCUACUGUUACAUAUUUUUGUCUUCUUCUUUUGUUUAUUUUUAGUGGAACUUGUUUUUGGCUACAAUGCAAGUGAUUUAAACCAAAAGACAAAACCCAAUCAUUUACUGUUGCCUUUCUGAUAAUAAAAUUGCAUUAAUAAUUCCUGGCAGAGAAAUGUGAAAACUGUUGAGGUAUUCUGUCAGUUGGUAGUAAUGUGACAUAUCAGGUGUCCCCAGACCCCCCCGAGUUUCAGGGUUACAUGAGCAGGCACUGCCCAUAGUGCAGACAUGGGCUUGAUGGAUGUUGUAUAUACGAAGUAGCUCCCAGUGAGAGAACGAGUCAAGGCUGUAUUGGAGAAGUGUGAUUGCUUUAUGUGUAUAUGUCUGUGUCUGAAUGGAAGGCGGCAACACCUCAAUCAUCAACAUACUUGAAGCUAUACAAUAGCUCACAGAUACUCUUCAUGACUAUCAAACAUUCUGGUUGCUUUUAAAACGUUUGGGGUGGCCAGUCAUGUGCAGCUAGUUGCAUAACUGUCUCAUUUGGACAGGCGGUUUUAACUGUGGAGAUAGUAUACAUCUAUACAUCUGUUGGAAGCACAUCUCUGUCCACUCUGUAGCUAUGAGUAGCAACCAGGGGUUUUCAGUAAUGGGGAGCUUUUCAGGCUAUUGUAUCCACUGGUACAUUAACACUGUGUCCCUAUUCCCCAUAUAGAUCUAUGUAUGUGACCUGUAUUGUGUUAUAACACCUGCCUGAGGGAAUGGGUUAUAUACUGUAUUUUAUGCAGUAAGCGCUCGGAAGCUUUAAUGUGAGGAACAAUCAUUCCUUGUUGCAGGUUUCCAUUCAGUAUUUUUAAGUAUUUGGUGAAUGUAGAACCUGCAACAUCACGGUCUAGUUCUGAAAAAAUGUUGCCUUACAGUACUCACUUGUAUGAAGUUCUAUGUGGACAAGCCUAAAUUGUUUGACUGCUUUCAGUGAAAGACUGCUUUUGAGCGCUUAUUAUUGAAAAUACAUCAUCAGGGACAUUUGUAAACAACAACUUUAAAGUAUUAUUGUCUACUAUGAAAUAAGUAAUAUUUUGUCUUAUGUUUUUCAAAGGAGUAGCGACAGAGCUAAUAUUUGCUGCAUACAUGUUCGAAUAUAUGGCGUGUGAUAGGAUGUGUCAUAUUCACCAGUGUAUCAUAUAAUCCCACCAUCAUCAACUGAGACCGUGGUCAUCAGACAAUGUUUACAUUUGUCAGGAUAGCUAGUCACGCAGCUGACAAGUGUACAUUUCAUUGACACCAUAGCGAUUCCACAACUCGUCAUGUACCUUAAGAUCAACAGUAUGAAGAGUUUAUCUAGCCAAUCCUGAAAUCCUCAUACUAGAAAACAGGGAAAUGUUUUGAAAUCAACAUUUAGCAGUUUGGUUAUGCUAUGCAAAAUUCCUGCUUUUUAUGGGAAUCAUUGAUAAAAGAAUAGUUCUAGUUUGAGUGCAAUGGUUUAUUUUUGUGAAUUUAUUUGGAAUCAAUUCAACUACCAGAUUAUUUUGAAGCAAGGAUUGUUAUGUUGAUGAGGCGUGGCAGUGGCUAUACGAGGGAUGUUGAUGUGGGUGCUUGUAUCAUCAGUAGCUUGACUGAGUGUAUGUUGUGGGGGAGGGAGGGGUGGCUAGCUGCCACCUCUUCCUACACGUGUCUGUCUGUAUAUAGCCUUCUCCCUGCUGUAUUUGACCAGGUUUUGUGUGGAUUGGUUGGCAACCUCAUCGAUUGGGGUAGCUUCACCAUCUGUCUGUAUGCCCGGGCUGGGCUCGGUACUGGAGUGCAUGUUGAUCAUAUGAAUAAAGGUGAUGAAUCAACUUGU